AUGAGGUUUUUUUCAAUACUUGCUGCGGCCGGGUUUGUCACAGCGCAGCCGUCCAUCUACGAACGGCAAGUCGCCACCAUCGUAGGGGUGUUGAGCCAAAUCAAUACCGAUACUCAGGCACUUGACACCGCUGUAAAAGGAUUCAACGGCGCGGGAGAUAUCCAAAGUCUGCAAGCUGCAGCCGAUAAGGUGGCUACCUCGGUCACAAAUGGCGUCCAAACUGUCAAUAGCGCGACCUCAAUCUCCCUAACGGACGCCCUUCAACUUCAAAGUCAAGUCCAGAACUUGCAGUCAACGAUUGAGAGCACCGUCAACGAUCUGAUUUCGAAGAAGAGUGCCCUUGUGUCGGCUGGUGCGGGCCCGCAGGUCUCACAGAACUUGAACGCGCAACUCUCUGGCUCUCAACAACUCGCGACUGCAAUCUCGGGGAAAGUUCCGUCUGAAGUCGCAACGUUGGCUGGACAACUCGCUUCUGGAAUCACAAGCGCAUUGCAGAAAGGCGUCAAUGCCUUCCAGGACGUGGGAGCCGCGAGCACGACUGCUAGUGCUGUAGCGACCGCAUCAGAAAGCCGUUCGGCAAGCGCAAAGACUACGGAGGCUGCAAGCACAAAGGCAAGCCAGGUAGCCAGUACGAGGACCAGUCAGAGAACGAGCGCAACGUCAAGCCGAAAUCCGGCAACUUUUACAGGUGCAGCCAUGCCGCAAGCCGUCGUUGGAAGCUUUGCUGGAGUAGCUGGUCUGCUUGCAAUAGCAUUGUAG
This is a messenger RNA of Verruconis gallopava, 759 nucleotides long. RefSeq lists its product as uncharacterized. The record is from RefSeq and is a predicted model, not a curated record. NCBI's taxonomy places the organism in Eukaryota, Fungi, Ascomycota, Dothideomycetes, Venturiales, Sympoventuriaceae. The coding region runs from base 1 to 759 and encodes 252 amino acids. Gene Ontology annotation, cellular component: extracellular region. The transcript has a single exon.